AGCAAAUGUGGAAGAAGACAGAGAAGCAACUAUGGCACGGUUUCUACAUGGCUUAAAUCAUGAUAUAGCUAAUGUGGUAGAGCUGCAGCAUUAUGUGGAAUUAGAAGAUAUGGUGCAUAUGGCAAAGAAAGUAGAAUGGCAACUCAAGCGUAAAAGAGCCACCAACAAAAUUGGGCAAAUUUUAGGUUCCUCAUCUUCUUGGGGGCAUGUUGCAUCGCAAUGUGUUAAUAAGCACACGAUGAUCUUGAGAGAAGAUGGAGAAAUUGAAACUGAGGGUGAAUUUGAUGAUGAAUCUAUGCCACCAUUAGAAGAUGCUAAUGAUGGUGUGGAAUAUGCUGUUGAUGGAGAACUGCUUGUCACCAGUCCUAAAGAUUGUUAUCCGAUGCCGAACAUUGACAAAGUGGUUGAGGCAGCUUUUGGAAAUGAGAGAUUAAGUCUCUUAGAUGCAUAUUCUGGUUAUCACCAAGUCCCGAUAGCUCCUGAGGAUGAAGAGAAUACCUCAUUCUAUACAUGUGAUGAAAUCUAUUGUUAUGUCAUGAUGCCCUUUGGCUUAAAGAAUAGCCUGAAAGCCAAAGAUCAUUUAGCUGAUCUCGAUGAGACAUUCAACAAUCUGAGAAAGAACAGAAUGCAAUUGAACCUAACAAAAUGCAUCUUUGGUUUGGAGUCUAGAAAAUUUCUAGGCUUCAUGGUAUCCAAGAAGGGGAUUGAGGUUAACCCAGAAAAGAUCAAAGCAAUAGCUGAGAUGGAACCGCCGAGGUCAAUAAAGGAUGUACAGAGAUUAACAGGGAGAGUGGCAGCUUUUCACAGCUUACCCUUUUUGUUGACAAAAGUUGUUGAUGGAAAGAUCCUUUAUUUGUACCUCGGCAUGUCAAACGAAGCAAUUGGUUCUGUACUAGUACGAGAAGAAGGGAAGCAGCAAAAACCAGUUUAUUAUACCAGCAGUGUAUUACAUGGAGCAAAGGUAAGGUAUUCCAUUGUUGAGAAAGCAGCAUUAGCAGUUGUCACUUUGACUAGGAAGUUGAGGCCAUAUUUCCAGUCACACCCGAUUAUAAUCCUCACAGACCAACAUCUUCGACAUAUUUUACAAAAGCUAGAAUGCUCAAGAAGAUUGAUCAAAUUGGCUGUGGAACUUGGGGAAUUCGAGAUCACAUUUCAACAGAGGUUAGCAAUUCGAGCUCAAGCACUAGCAGAUUUUAUUGUGGAAUGCACCUCGGAUCACUCAAAUUCUAACCCCGAGCCGAAUAGCUGGAUUCUAUAUGUUGAUGGAGCAUCAAGUAACAAAAGCUUUGAAGCUGGUGCAAUCCUAGUUGGCCCAAAUGGAUAUCGAAGGAUGAGGUUGAGGAAGAAAGCGUCUCGGUACACACUUGUUGAUGGAGUCCUCUAUAAGAGAUCUUUCUCACUCCUCCUCCGAUGCUUGAACCUUUCUGAAGCUGAAUACACACUUCGGGAGGUACAUGAAGGCGUAUGUGGAAGUCAUGUUGGUGCUAGAACCCUGGCUCAUAAAGUCCUUAGACAAGGAUAUUACUGGCCGAAUAUGUAUAAGGAUGCCAUUCACUUUGUACAGAGGUGCCUAAAGUGCAAAUUCUUUGCACACUUAACUCACCAACCAACAAAAGAGCUCACUAACUUGGUGGCACCGUGGCCAUUGGCUCAAUGGGGACUUGAUCUUUUAGGCCAAUUUAUAAAAGGGGUUGAAGGUGUAACCCAUCUGGUCGUUGGUGUUGAUUAUUUUACGAAAUGGGUUGAAACUCGACCAUUAUCUAGCUUUAGCUCCAAAAAGGUUGAAGACUUUGUUUUCAGCUCAAUCAUCUACAGAUAUGGGAUCCCGAAUCAAAUUGUGGUUGAUAAUGGCAUUUAGUUUAACUAUUCUUCAUUUAGAGAUUUCUACUUCAGUUACGGGAUCAAAUUACAGUUUACCUUGGUAUACCAUCCGAAGUCCAAUGGUAUGGUGGAAUCUAUCAACAAAGCUAUCCUUGAGGGAAUAAAGCUGAGGUUGGAGC
Molecule: messenger RNA, 2000 nt
Organism: Rubroshorea leprosula
Lineage: Eukaryota; Viridiplantae; Streptophyta; Magnoliopsida; Malvales; Dipterocarpaceae
Source: the annotation of a GenBank genome assembly